This is a messenger RNA of Lytechinus variegatus (green sea urchin), 1803 nucleotides long. RefSeq names its product cytochrome P450 3A24-like. The transcript is spliced from 13 exons. The record is from RefSeq and is a predicted model, not a curated record. Lineage: Eukaryota; Metazoa; Echinodermata; Echinoidea; Temnopleuroida; Toxopneustidae. The coding region runs from base 183 to 1766 and encodes 527 amino acids. Gene Ontology annotation, molecular function: steroid hydroxylase activity; heme binding; oxidoreductase activity, acting on paired donors, with incorporation or reduction of molecular oxygen.
GAAUAACCCAGCCAAGACAGCAACAAUGCUUUCUAGCAGCAUCUUGCAAUGACAUAUCAGUUGAGGAAACCUAUUGCCGAUUGAUAUUUUUCGUUUAAUACUCUGUCUUUAAAAACGUAAAAUAUUUUCUUUUUUCUGCAAAAGAACAUUUGAAACAUUCCUGUUUAUUCUCAAGACAGAUCAUGGCUUUGUUGUUUCUUCCUGCUUCUUCCUAUGUUCUUUUUGGAAGUCUCGUUUUGGUUUAUAUAUGCUAUGAUAUCUGGCGUCGCAGCUAUUGGAGAAGGCAUGGAAUACGGUCACCUCCCUCUCUCCCAGUUUUUGGUAAUACAUAUGAAUGGAGAAUGUCACAACAUGAGAAGUACGAGGAGUAUUCAAAGACUUAUAGAAAUUUCUUUGGGGUAUACAACUUCAAUACACCCAUCUUGGUCAUUAGUGAUUUGGAUGCUGUCAAGAACAUUCUCGUGAAGGACUUCCAAUACUUCUAUAACAGACCAAAUUUUCCUCUCGUCAAUCGUCCAAUGGAUAAAUCACUCUUCUUCCUCAGAGAUUCAAGAUGGAAAAAAGUCAGAAAUGUUACCUCUCCGAGUUUUAGUGCUAACAAAAUGAAAAAGAUGUCCCUUUUGGUGAAUGAAAAGGCUGAUAGACUUGUAGAGAACAUUGGGAAAGAACAAGCCAAGCGUGGUUUUGUAGAAUGCAAACAACUUUAUGGAUCCUUCGUCAUGGAUUCGAUAUCGGAAUGUGCAUUUGGUCUUGACGUCGAUUCACAGAACAACCCUGGGCACCCAUUUGUUGAUCAUGCAAAGCAAGUCAUUCAGAGUGGGUUUAUCUUCAGUCCACUGAUUGCGAUUGCAGCUAUUUUCCCUUGGCUGGCUGGCAUAUUCAGAUAUUUCAACAUCGGAAUUUUGAAAGGUGAUUCAUUGAGAUUCUUUGGAAAUAUUGCUACCCAGGCGAUGGCGAUUAGAAGAGGUACAGCGAACAAAGAAAAUAAAAGGGUGGAUUUUCUCCAGCUGAUGGUGGAUGCUACUCGAGAAAAACAUGAAGAUGGAACCAAUCAGAAAGAAGAUAUCGAUGAUGACCUCAAGGUUCAUCACGAGAAUGACAAAGACUCCGUACCUCGUGAUGCUAAGUUGUCGAAACCCAUCGAUGAUGACGAAUUCACAGCACAGGCAAUGUUCUUUUUAUUUGGUGGCUACGAAAACACAAGCUCCCUCUGUGGCUUCUCUUCCUACUUUUUAGCUAGGAAUCCAGAGAGCCAGGACAAACUGAUCAAAGAAAUAGACGAGAUGACACCGACAUCAGGAAGUGUCAAUUAUACCACCAUCGCCAAGAUGACGUAUCUUGAUCACGUGAUUCGUGAGACUCUUCGCCUCUACCCGAUUGCUCCACUUACCAGCCGGGUCUGCACCAAAGAGUAUGAUGUGAAUGGCUUUACUAUACCCAAAGGAAUGCAAGUCGACAUCCCCAUCUAUACCAUACAACGUGACCCGGAGAUUUGGCCUGAGCCAGAGAAAUUUAUUCCUGAAAGGUUUACCAAGGAGAAUCUCGAAACUAUGCACCCCUAUUCUUGGAUUCCCUUUGGGAGUGGACCAAGAAUGUGUAUUGGUAUGAGAUUCGCUGUCAUGGAAACCAAGAUUGCCCUUGUUAGAGUUUUGAGGGAAUUCCGCUUAGAGACCUGCCCUCAAACUGAGAUACCACCCAAGACUGGAAGUAAUGGGCUUGUGACUCCAAAGAAUGGUAUCGCCCUUCGGGUCGUGCGAAGAAACUAAUCAAAUAAAAUACUUGAUCUUUAAUACAUGAAUAACU